Molecule: messenger RNA, 1640 nt
Organism: Moneuplotes crassus
Lineage: Eukaryota; Ciliophora; Spirotrichea; Euplotida; Euplotidae
Source: the annotation of a GenBank genome assembly
GUUAAUAUUUGCAAUAUGCAACACCAAUUCCAAAUCCAGAGUAAGAAUAAGGUCAAAGACACCAGAACUCAUCUUUCCAGUCGUGCUAAACGAAGAGGCCGAAGUACUAAUACAUCCUUUAUGAGUAAGAGCAAACUGAAAAGUCAACAAUCAGUUCAUAAACGGAAAGGGUCUGAUCACAGUAAGGUCUCGACACAUAAGAGAGAUGCUACAAGCAUUAAGAGAGAAAACCAAGUUGAUAUUUCAGGCAAGGAUAACAUCAGUACUGAUGCCAACAUCAUGGAAGCACUCAAACUAUGAAGUGAAAGCAGAGGAAAGACUGAUUUCUACUGGAAACUCCACGAAGUGACUCUGAAGGUCAAAGACUAUGUACAAAAGUUUAAACAUAUCAAAAAGUCUCCCAAGCUAGGCAAUCAAUUGCAAAGUGCAGGAGGAAAUCUUAAUUUCUUGCGAACAAUGGAAUUGAAUAGAUCAUGUACAAAAAUGCCAUCAACCCUGGCAGUCCCUAAGCUAUCAGUGCACAAGAACUCUAAGAAGAUGAUUAGGCGUACUUCCACAGUAUUGCAAAGCCCACUGGUCAUUUCUCCAAAAUUAUCUGUGAUGCAAAACUCAUAUAAUUUCAGAAAGGAGAAAAAUAAUAAAAUUUCUGAGGUCAACAGUGCAUCUAGCAUGUCUGACAAGGAAGAGAAAUCAACUGGUGCUGAACGUGAGAAAAAGAUGAUCAAGUGCCCCUCCUCAAAUGCUCUGGAUAGUAUGAUCAACAGCACUUUGCAUAAGAAGUCAAAGAUAAGUAAACCACCUCCUCUUGCAGCAGGCUUAGCCAUGAAGAAUGCCAGAUCUGCCAGUAUUUCAAUCAACCUCCUGAAGAAGGAGACUUUAGUCACUAACAAUCGGAAGCCUAUAAAGGCGGUUGAUGAUUCUAACCUCCAAAUAAUCUCAUCAAAGAAAAGUGAAGCCAAGUCUGUAGCCAAGAGCAAGUCUGGAAGAAAGAAGAAGGGGAAACACUUCAAGCCACUGCAGCUCAAAUCCACUUUUCAUCAAAAAAGUAAAAAUAAGAAAAUUUCAAGAAACCAAUCCCAGCCUGCUGAAUUAUCUCCUUUAAAAGAGGAGAAGCUGAGCAAAGAAGGGAAAUUACCUCAUAUAAUUACAACAAAAGAAGGUUUUGAUGAAGAUAUCAUCAAGGCGUCCCAAGUUGACAUCAUGAGUAUGCUUACGACUAGAAGAUCAACAGUGAAGAAUAACCAGAAGCAGCAGGAGUUUAAAAUAUGUUUUUCCAAAAAGACCAGCCAAAACUCUUCUCCGAAGCGCCAGAAUUUAAAUAAGCUUGUAAAUUUAGCUCCAAGUUCAUCUCUGAUUUCAAGGUUACCAAAGUAUACAAAAGAGGGUUUAGGAAUGUACACGGCUCCUUCAAAUCCGUUUAAGACUCAAAGAGCCUCACUUGGAUCAUAAGUAUAGAUUCAGUGGCCCACCAGGGCAGAAAGGACUCAAAAACUCUUAAGAUUUCUAUAAUUAUUCUGUGGAAUAAUUCAUAUGAUGAUUUAAGAGACUAAAUCAAUGAAAUCAGUUUAUUUUAUGCCGAAUAUGAGCUUUUACAGUGCCAAAUAAGCUGAAUUUUAUUCUAUAACCAAACAGCUUAUCAU